UUAGCAAAACUUUCAUGACUGACCUUCCCUUUCUGUUUCCCAUUUCUUUAAAUGCUAUGAUAAUCAUCAAACUCUAGCUAAUGAUAUUUUUUGUUCUUGUCCUUGCAUUCAUUUUACCACCACCGCAUGCUCUUUGCUGCUUCUAGUUAGUGUCAUUAUUUCAAGUUCUUAAGUACUAGAAAGGCAUAUGCUACUACACAUUAUAGAACGCUCCCCUUAUUUAAUGAACUCACACCCUUUCAACUCCAAUAAGAACUUGUAACUCUCAAAACAAAAAGAAGGUGGCAAACGAAAAGGCUUCUUUGAUACUAAAAAAAUAGGGACACCCAGAUGCUUUGUACGAUGGAAAUGUCUGUUCUUGGCGUUUUAAUGGCGGUUUUCAUUUCCUUUUUUUGUUUCUGUCAAAUGGGUUUUUCUCAAAGUGAAGCUUAUGUAAAGGGUUUUAUUAGUUGGGAUGAUAUGAAAGUGGAUGGAGAAGAUAGAGCACGAUUGAGUUAUAGAGAUAGUUAUAAUAGAAGCAGAAUCAUUGUUGUUGACAAAAAUGGUGGAGGUGAUUCAUUAACUGUUCAAGGUGCUAUAGACAUGGUGCCUGAAUAUAACACACAAAGAGUGAAAAUUUACAUUCUUCCAGGAAUUUACAGAGAGAAAGUUCAUAUACCAAGUAGCAAGCCAUAUAUUUCCUUCAUUGGAAAUGAAAACCAAAUUUCUGAUACAAUAAUUUCUUGGAACAACAAAGCUUCUGAUAUAGAUAGCAAUGGAGUUGCACUGGGAACCUAUAGAUCAGCAUCAGUGGCUAUAGAAUCUGAUUACUUUUGUGCCACUGGAAUCACUUUUGAGAAUACAGUAGUAGCAGUACCUGGAGGAUAUGGAAUGCAGGCAGUAGCAUUAAGGGUUUCUGGUGACAAGGCAUUUUUUUAUAGGGUUAAAAUAUUGGGGACACAGGACACCCUAUUGGAUGAGACUGGUUCACAUUACUUCUAUCAAUGUCACAUUCAAGGAAGUGUUGAUUUCAUAUUUGGUAGAGGAAAAUCACUCUUUGAGGAUUGUGUACUUCAAUCAAUUGCUAGAAGAUCAGGUGCAAUUGCAGCUCACCAUAGGGACUUCCCGGAUGAUGAUUCGGGUUUCUCCUUCGUAAACUGUGUUAUCAAUGGAACUGGAAAAAUUCUUCUGGGAAGAGCUUGGGGAAACUAUUCAAGAGCAAUAUAUUCAUACUGUUAUAUAGAUAAUAUUAUAACUCCUUCAGGAUGGAGUGAUUGGAACUAUCCAGACAGGCAAAAGACUGUGGUUUUUGGGGAAUACAUGUGCAGUGGAAGAGGAGCAGAUACAAGAGGUAGAGUUCCAUGGUCAAAGACUUUCACUUACGAGGAAGUAAGGCCGUUCUUGGAUAUGCAAUUCAUAAAUGGACAUCAAUGGCUCAGACUAUAGUUUUUAUUUAUACAUGUGUGUGUGUAUGUAUAUAGUUUUCUUCCCUGUUAAACAAGAUAGUCAAUUUAUUAUUCUUUUCUAAUUCUAUAACAUGCACAGGAGCAAAACAUUGCAAUGAGUUAUAUAUGUAA
Jatropha curcas is the source of this 1556-nucleotide messenger RNA. RefSeq names its product Pectin lyase-like superfamily protein (gene QRT1). Gene Ontology annotation, molecular function: pectinesterase activity. Gene Ontology annotation, biological process: cell wall modification; pectin catabolic process. Lineage: Eukaryota; Viridiplantae; Streptophyta; Magnoliopsida; Malpighiales; Euphorbiaceae. The record is from RefSeq and is a predicted model, not a curated record.